AGACGAUCAAAUUCUCAAAGUCGGGAGUAUGUACCUGCAUACAGAUCAGGACCCUAUGCUUUAAUUCUAACUCUAUAUAGACAUCAUCAGGUAAUACUGGAAUAAUUAAGUUUUUAGUCUUUCAAGAUUGUUUUAUGUAGCCUAGUAUAGUGUAGGGCUUGGCUUAUUUUUAAACUUCAACAUAGAGCUAUUUAUAGCACUUGUUUCCACUAGUUGUUCGUCCGUCGAGGAUCGACGAGGAACAUCGAGUCGUCCGGUGACUGAUGUAUUGCGCGGGUGACUUUUGUUUAAAGUGAGGAAGAGUUGCGCAGCAUCAACCUCACUCUCUCGUCCGGGCCCACCAUAUCCAGUGGCAAGACUCUAUGUCAAGAUGACCGGGGUGGGUACGGUUGCAGGAAUUGUCAUUGUAUGCGCCUUACGGGACUCCCAACUCCGGGUUUGAAUUCAGAGUUUCCUUUUCUUAGAUGAGUUGCAAACCAAAGUUAACGAGUCUCAUCCACCCGAUGCUUAGUACAGCAUACCUCAUUUUUUUUUUUUUUUUUUUUUUUUUAACAUAUUUAUUUUUUCGCCACCACCACUAAACUUGUCUGCUAGAAUGACCUUGAUAUUGAAGUCAUUGUGUAACUGUUGUUUCACUUCUUCCCUGCCUGUCCCUUUCUUGGCUGGGGAAAAGGUUGUUUACAAUCAAAUGCGUUCCAUUUGUUCUUAAGAAUGCCAUUUGGUGACACAAUUUCUCGAUUUUCUUUACUAGACCUAGAACAUUCAGAUAUAAUUCCAAUUUAAAGCCAGCUUGGUUUCUUUGUUAUAGAGAUAGACUUAGUGAGACAUAGAUAGUCAUAGCAAGACUUAGACUUAGAUAGACAUAUGGGAUGUAUUAUUAAUGUGUCCAAAAAUUAUUAUUGUAUUUUGAGGAUUGUACCUUUUUCACUUGCUGUAAGUGUAUACAAUUUUUUUUUUUGUUUCAGUUCUGAAAUUUGUAUAGAAAUUUAUUUAUAUAAUUGAAUUAAAUUUAGUUUUACUAGCUUUGGUAUCGUUUUCUUUACAUACUGUUAGAUCAGUCUUUUGUUAGGUAUUAUUUCUUAUAUGAGCCAACUAUUAAUACAAAUUAAAUCUUCAAAACCAUAAAGGUGCAUAACAGUGAUUAGUGAAAAAGCAUUUAACCUACUGAAAUUUGAAUUAAGCUAUGAAAUGUAAUUUCAAUGAUUUUUGCCUCCUGCUUGAGUUACAAUGCAUAAUGUGUCACAUUGGCUGUAAAUAUAUGUAGUUGCAAAUUAACAAAUUAAAGAAACUUUCUUAGAAAGUGAAAUUUCAAGUUUUUUAACUAUUCAGUGUUAUAAUAACUUCUUAAUAAGUUAAAUUAAACGACAAUAUUAUUUUGUAUUCUGUGAUAUUAUCUGUUUCUAUAAGGAUCCAUUGUUCAAAGGUUAUAUGACUAAAACAGAAUUGUCCCAGUCUGCCCAGCCACUGGCUGACAAGUCAUUUACAAAAGUAAGAAUUGAGUCAUUGGGAUUAUUUUUAGAAACUAAGCCUUUCAUAGCAGUCUUACAGAAGCCAUUAAAUUUUUAAAAAAUUUUUUUAUAUAAAUGUGUCACUUUUUAAAAUUAAUGAGGAUUUAAAUCCUUAAAGGCACUUAAUGACUUAAUGUUAUAGUUAACUUGGUACAUUGAUAGACAAUUUUUUAUCCAUAGUCGGCAGCCACUCCCUAAAAUCAAGAAAGUUACCAUAUAUCUCAACUACUUGGUGUUUUUUAUGCAAAGUUAUUGCUCGUAUAAUUUGUUACAUUAUUGGAUCAUUCAUAUAAAAAAAAAUUAGUUCAACACAGAAGUGGUUUAACUAUUUUGACUCUAAAUUAAUAUUUAUUUCUCAGCCAAACCCAGGCAGCCAUUAUACAGCAUGGUCAUCUUGUGGUACUUUGUUGAAGAAAGGUUUCAUUCAGAGAACCAGCAGUCCUGCCAGGUUUUGUAAUUACCCAGAUAUUUUUCAUUAAAUUAAUGAAUUGUUGUUUUUUUUCAUUUCCCUUGGUCAGUCCCGAAAUAUAAUUUUGUUUAAAAAGAAAACACUUGCCAUUUUAUGCAAUAAGUCACUUAUUUUUGUAUCUUCCUUAAAUAUUUUUUAAAAAUAUUUUUGUUUGUUACUGAUCCAAAUUGAAAAGCUUUAUUUCUUUUCUACUCAAGACAACAAGUGAGAGUUAUUUUCUAUGCAGCUUUUUAUAGCAACAAUUUAUUAGUUACAAACUUCUCUGCAGCAUAAAAUUGUAAAACAGAUUUUGAAAGCUCCAGACAUGGCAUUAAUAUUUAGCAAUAAAUUGAAGUACUUGAUAUAAGGACUAAAGUCUUAAUUCUAUUUUUCCUGCAUUUUAUUUUUGAUUCAAUAUAUUUUUCCCAUUUUCUAUUUCUGCUAUUUUAUAUUAUGGCUAUAUUCUUUUUUUGGUUCUAUUUUCUUUUACCUUUUUUUUUUCCAUUCAGGUAUUCUCUCACAGCCACUGGGAUUGUAUUGGGUGAACAGCUGAACAGAGCCGAGGAGUCCCACGGUGUCAAUCAAGAAGGAAAUGAGGCAGCUGUUGAUUUGGUAAUGAUUGAUCCCACAGUUUCCACACUGUCAUCAAAAGAAAAUGUUGAUUUGGAUGAUGUCAUCAUUUCUUCUGAUGAGUCACUUUCACCGAAGAAAUUUCUGAAAAGCAUUGAUGAGACUUCAAGUAAAGUACCACCAGUUCAAGGAGAAUAUGAGCUGAAAAUGAAAAGGCAGCAACUUAAUCAUCCUCAACCCCCAGGAGUUGAAGAUGUUGUAGAGAUAAGUGAUGAAAGUGAUACUGAUUGUAAAAUGAAAGGCGAAAAAGUUUUGAAAACCAAUUUUAAUGACAGCUAUGAUGAAUUACCAGACCUUGAUCUCCCCCUCUCUGAGAGACUUUUACAACGUGGCAAUAUUAAGUCGAGUUUAAUUACUAAACAUCAAACCGAUUUGUGCAGUGUUCAGCCUCCAUUAUUAAAUUCAGCACUGCUAUCUAAUCCAUCAGGCAUAUGCCCUGUCCUACCUUUAUCAGUAAAUCAAGGCUCUGAAAGUGAAAAGAAAGGAUCUUUUCUUUCAGUUAACAACAUUAAGCAUGAUCCUCCUUUGGUAAAGCCACCAAGGCCAGCAACAAAUGCGCCUAGCAAUCAUAAAAAAAAUGCCACAAGUGCUGAAAUAAAACAUCUUCCAAGUAAUCUUCAAUCUGCUCCAGUUUCUGUGUCCACGUCUCAAUACAGUACUCCGUGUCCUGAAUUCUCAUUACAGCCUGGAACAUUUGACAUCAUUUUGUGUUGCGAUAACAGGGAGUUUUUUGGAAGGUAGGAAUUUGAUUGCAGGAAAUGCAAAUAUUAAAGUUUCAUGAACAUUAAAAAUAAUAAUUUAAGAAAUGGACUUAAUAUAAUACUAUUAAAAAAGCACCUGGAUUUAUGUUAAUGGAAUAGUAAUGAUUUCCAAAUAGAAGACGUAUAGAGAUUAGCAUUGGGGCUUAUCAGAAAUUAACUUCAAGCUCAUUAGGUAUGACCAUUUAAAAAUGUUUAUUUAGUAAAUAUAUAUUAUUCCUUUACCCAUAAAGUUCAACCCUACAGCAAUUUUAAUUUUUGCCUAAAAUUAUCCUUAAAGAUGAUGUUCAAUUUUUAAUACAUAAUUUACUUUUCAGUAAAAGCAACAGUAAAACUCUUCUCCCAGAUUUAAUGAAAAGUGGAGUUCAGUGUGACCUAAGGUUACUUCAUGUAGGGGACUUACUCUGGAUUGCAAGGGAAAGAGUUGCACCAAAUAUUGACAGGUUUGUAGCAAGUAUUGACAGCCAUAUACCAAUACUUGAUAGGAUUGUACCAAAGUUUGAAAUAUUUUCAAUUUUUCACAACCCUUUAAAUGAAUCGAAAUUCAACAUUUAUAAAAGAUGUCAUAGAUAUGGUAAAGUGAUCUUAUUUUCUAUUUAAAAGAACAUAAUCUGUGGUAAUGUUAUAAUAAUUGUUUUUAAUAAAUUGAGUUGUUCUAAGAUCAACAUAAAUUAAUAAUGCUUGUUUUUUUUUAAAGGACAGGUGUUCUUAAUCCACAUUUUUGUUUUGUUUUCUUUCUAAAGAACAAACAAUUAAGUUCAAUAUAUCUGAAUAUCUCAGGCAAAAGUGAACCAAUGUACUUAUUUUGUAAAGGAAAUUUAUCACUUGUUAUUAAAACUAGCUUCACUGCUAAGUUGUGCCUUACUUUUAUCCCCAGAGAACAAGGCAGAGAGCUGGUCCUUAACUAUGUUAUAGAGAGGAAACGAAUGGAUGAUCUCGUCAGUAGUAUAACUAAUGGACGUAUGAAGGAACAAAAGGUUGUCUAACAAAAAAUAUUGAUGCUCUUUACAAAUAGAAGCAAUACCAAAUAGGUUCAUUAUUUUAAAUCUUAUUUUACAUUAGAAGAAAGGUACAUCAUUGUCAUUUCAGAUUAACUUGCUUGUUUCUACUUGUAGUACUUAUAUAGAAAUAAUAUAAAUAACAUUCUGAUUCAUAAUUAAAUCAUACUCUGCAAAUCUCUAAAGCAAUUUUACCAAACCUUAGUUGAAGUUUUCCGGAACAUUGAAAAAGUCAAGUUUAUUGUAAAGCUUUACAGUCUCAACCUACUGCCUCAAAUUAGAUACAUUUAAUUUUCCCUUUAUGCUUGGACAUUACUUCUAUAUUCUUUGAAAUGAAGAUGUGCUUAUGAAACACUGUUUUCACAUUAUUUUAAGUCUAACAAAGUUUACUCUAAUUUUUCUAACGCAAGAUUUGAUGAAGAGUGCACAAUUUCUGUCUGCAAUAAAGUGAAGCAAAGUUAGCUAUGCAUCCUAAUUAAAUAGGUUUGCUGUCCAUUACUAUGGUACAUGCUGUGCAUUACACAAACAAAGCGUAACUUAAUUUGUGCAUGUAAAGUUUUGAGACAAAAUAUUUUUAUUUUUUCACAAUUUACGGGGUUAGUAUAUUGGAAGAAAAACUGAAACACAUACAUCUUUAAAAUAUUAUUAGCAUGCUCUAAAUCAGGCCAAACUACAGCCGGCGGGGCUCUCUCAGGCCUGUGGAGACCUUUUUAUAUAUGGAAAAAAAUUACGGAAAUUUACGUGUACCCUGCUAAGAUCAGCCUCUGCUUACGUAGAUGUUAUGUUUUUACCGAAUUAAAAUAGAGGCGCGCAUUAACGCAUUAUGUUUUCCAACCAAUCACUACAUUGCAAAACCUUAUUUGCUGCUUAGUUUUUACCAGUUUUUGCCUAUGGAAAAAAAUUACGGAAAUUUACGUGUACCCUGCUAAGAUCAGCCUCUGCUUACGUAGAUGUUAUGUUUUUACCGAAUUAAAAUAGAGGCGCGCAUUAACGCAUUAUGUUUUCCAACCAAUCACUACAUUGCAAAACCUUAUUUGCUGCUUAGUUUUUACCAGUUUUUGCCCAAAGAAGACUUUCCUAAUGUGAAAAAAAUUUGCAACAAGGUACCUUUCAAUCUUUUGAACAACAUACCUAUGUGAACAAACAUAUUUGGGAAUGAAAUACGUGAAGAACAAUUUGAGAACAAACUUGUCCGAUUGAUAACCUCAGGUCACUGUUGAUGUUAGGGACUUCAAAUCUGAAGUCAGAAAUGUCUGCUCUUUUGGAAUCCAGUAAACAAUUUCACCAUUCCCACUAAUACAGGGGUACAUGUGUAGUGUAUCAAUGUGUUAUUAAAUAAUAACUGAAUAAAAUAAUUAUUAAAUAAAUAAUUAAAAGCAACAUCCAUGUUUUAUUUUUUUUUAAUUUGGACCUUGAGUGUGUAGUCUGCCCUUUGGACCUCGAGCUGCUGGUUUAUGGUUAAUGCGGCCCUCGGGCUGAAAAGUUUGGAGACCCCUGCUCUAAGCAGUUGGCUUUAUAGGAUGUGCAUACUUAUACGGCUUAGACUGAACAUUGGUAUCUUUUCAUUUCUGCAUAUUAAGUGGUCAAUAAGACCUCUAUAGAUGUAAUUUUGUUUCAUAGCAUGCAAUUUAUGUAAUUGAUCUUUGCAUAUUUUUUUUUUUUGCUGCUAGUUUCGCCUGAAACAUUGUGGGUUGAGUGAAGCGAUUAUUCUCAUAGAGGAAUAUGGACCAAUUCAAAACUUUAGCCUACCGGAAGAGAGGAUUAAACAAUCUAUUGUUAAUUCACAGGUAAUUAAUUUUUUAAAAAUUUAAUUUACUUUCAUUUACAGUACUUAAACAUUUUAAUUGUUAAUUUUUAAUUAUCAAAUCAUUAAAAAAAAUAUUUGUUGCUCACAUAUUUUAAGUUUUAACCCUACGACAGAUUAAAUACAAAUUUAAUUAACCGAGUAUGUCUUAAUCUAGUGUGGCCAAAUUUUGUUAAAUGUCUAAUUAAUAUCAUAAUUUUCAUUUACUUUUCUGUUUAAUAAUUUGCUUACAUUAUUAAAUUUUAACAUUGACUUACUGUUUAGUAUUGCAUGAUGAUUUUAAUUAAUAGAUUAUUGAUGGCUUCAAAGUGAGAUUUUGUAGUGGACCAUCUGCAGUUGUUACAUAUUUAUCUACCAUGACAAGAUUUCUUCAACAACAUUAUAGUGUAAGUAUUCUAUGUUUGUGAGGAUUUUUUAAAACCUAUGUUUAAUGUCAAACCCUUACCCAUGAAGGUUCUUCAUUCCAGUUGGUAAUCAGAAUCACAAUUUGAAAAAAAAAAUUAUGGCAAACAAAGAAUUUUGUGCUCUUCUUUCACAGUGUAGCAAGGUGGAUGUGACCUGUCCCUUUUACUUAUGAAAGCUUUCAGUUUUACCCAGUACAAAAAUGUAUUCCUUUCAUGCUUAACCAGAUUUGUCAAUGGUGAAUUUGUUAUGCCAAGCUAUUACCACUACACUUUUAAACAGAAAUAAGAAAAAGUAUUCACUUUUGUGACACAUAUUUUAUAAAUUUAUGCUGUAGGUCAUCUAAAUGCUGAGAAGGGAUGAUAAUCAUUUGUUUUGCAUCCUCUUAUUGCAGUGUUUAUCUUAUUUGUAUUUCCCACUCUGUUAAUCUUUUAUCUUAGAAUAACCAUCUGUGUUCUUUAUUUUCAGACUAAAACUCUUCAUGCUGUACCAAUAGAUGCUGCGAAAGAAAUGAAAGGACAGCAGCAUAUACAAAACAAAGAACAAUUCCUCAUUCAAUUCCAUGAUUUUAACCAGGCUUCUAUGAAGCACAAAGUAUGGAUGUCAUUAAAAUUUAUUUUUCUUUAUGUUUUGUAAUAACAAAUUUCAUGGGAACAGCAGCCAUGACUUUGCAAGAUUGCCACUUUUUUAAAGAUAUUUUUUAAUAAUAAUAAUUAAAAAAUAUUUAUUAUCAGGUGUAAAUAGAAAAUUAUAUGUUUCAGUAAUGAUUUAUAUUUAUUGCAUGUUUUUUGUUUAGGAUCUGACCGUUAAAGAAAUGUUUGGGAGACAGUUAAUUCAGGUUCCAGGCAUUUCAGCUGAAAGAGCAAGAGCGAUAACAAAUGUGUAUCCAACCCUCAGCACGUAUGUGGGACACAUUUCUAAUUAUUUGACAUGGACAAUUUAAUAAACAAUCAAUUAAAUAAGUUCUCCUUUCUUGUAGAGGUCUCAUGUUAAAACUAGAUAUCCUGUAUCAGUCUCAAAUUUCACUAAUCCUCUGUAGUAAUCUUAUGUGUCCUAACAAUCUUACAAAGAAACUCAAACAAACAUUUUCAUUUAUAAAGAUUUCUUUCGUUAUCAAAAUAGAAUCUGAAUCAAAUUUAGAAAUACAUAACUCUGUUAGUAAGGAUGGAAAUAGAAGUAUAAAAUAUUUGUAUUUGCAAGUUGUUUAAAUUUAGUUUGCAAAUUGGUUCACUCAGUUUGCAAUUUUUUUAAACUUAGUUUGCAACCUGCUUAAACAAAAUGUAAAAAAAAAAAAACUACUUUAUUGCUAUUUGUUUAUACUUUGUGUCCAGGUUGUUGGAGGCUUAUGAAAAAUGCAAAGAUUCAAAAGAAAAGGAAAAGUUACUAGCUGGCAUUAAAACAGGAAAAAAAGAGAGGUUUGUUUUUUUAUAA
Molecule: messenger RNA, 7979 nt
Organism: Lymnaea stagnalis (great pond snail)
Lineage: Eukaryota; Metazoa; Mollusca; Gastropoda; Lymnaeidae
Source: the annotation of a GenBank genome assembly